This is a messenger RNA of Marmota monax (woodchuck), 1316 nucleotides long. It is a transcript of the gene Qtrt1, whose product is annotated as queuine tRNA-ribosyltransferase catalytic subunit 1. Lineage: Eukaryota; Metazoa; Chordata; Mammalia; Rodentia; Sciuridae. Gene Ontology annotation, molecular function: tRNA-guanosine(34) queuine transglycosylase activity. The coding region runs from base 31 to 1242 and encodes 403 amino acids. The transcript is spliced from 10 exons. The record is from RefSeq and is a predicted model, not a curated record. Gene Ontology annotation, cellular component: cytosol.
UCCACGUCCCACGUGGUUCCGGUAGUCAAGAUGGCGGGAGCAGCUACCCCGGUUUCCCUGGAGGCGACUCCGCGAAUCAUGCGUCUGGUGGCCGAAUGCAGUCGCUCCAGGGCUCGGGCGGGCGAACUGCGGCUGCCUCACGGACCGGUGGCCACUCCAGUGUUCAUGCCAGUGGGCACUCAGGCCACCAUGAAGGGUAUCACAGCCGAGCAGCUGGACGCCCUGGGCUGCCGCAUCUGCUUGGGCAACACCUAUCAUCUGGGUUUGAGACCGGGCCCUGAGCUGAUCAAGAAAGCCGAAGGUCUCCACGGCUUCAUGAAUUGGCCCCACAAUCUGCUGACAGACAGUGGUGGCUUCCAGAUGGUGUCCCUAGUGUCCCUGUCUGAGGUGACGGAGGAGGGCGUCCGCUUUCGCUCCCCCUAUGAUGGCGAUGAGACCCUUUUGAGCCCGGAGAAGUCCGUGGAAAUUCAGAACGCACUGGGCUCAGACAUCAUUAUGCAGCUAGACGACGUGGUCAGCAGCACUGUGACAGGUCCACGUGUGGAAGAAGCCAUGUACAGGUCAAUCCGCUGGCUGGACCGGUGCAUUGCAGCCCAUCGGCAACCGGACAAGCAGAACCUGUUCGCCAUCAUCCAGGGUGGGCUGGAUGCGGAUCUGCGGGCUACUUGCCUUGAAGAGAUGACCAAAAGGGACGUGCCAGGCUUCGCCAUCGGAGGCCUGAGUGGUGGUGAGAGCAAGGCCCAGUUUUGGAAGAUGGUGGCACUGAGCACUUCCAGGCUGCCUAAGGACAAGCCCCGCUACCUGAUGGGCGUUGGCUAUGCUACCGAUUUGGUGGUCUGCGUGGCUCUUGGAUGUGACAUGUUCGACUGUGUUUAUCCCACAAGGACAGCGCGCUUUGGCUCUGCCCUGGUGCCCACAGGCAACCUGCAGUUGAAGAAGAAGCAGUAUGAGAAGGACUUUGGCCCCAUAGACCCCGAGUGCAUCUGCCCCACUUGCAAGAAGCACAGCCGGGCCUUCCUGCACGCUCUACUCCACAGCGACAACACAGCCGCCCUGCACCACCUCACUGUCCACAAUAUCGCCUACCAGCUGCAGCUGAUGAGUGCCAUGCGCACCAGUAUCGUGGAGAAGCGCUUCCCUGACUUCGUGAGGAACUUCAUGAGCACCAUGUAUGGGGACCACACCCUUUGUCCCACCUGGGCCACCGAAGCCCUGGCCUCUGUGGGAAUAACACUGGGCUGACCUGACCAAGGGAAAUGGAGGUUGGGGCUGGAAGAUACUGAAGGAUUUUUUAAGCUUUUAAAAAUUAUAACGUA